AGUACUUACAUUUGGUUGGGGACUUUAUGGACAGGAUUAAUAUGUAGGUAUAGUAGAAAGGAUGGAGAUAAAGCAAGUAUAUUGUUGAAGAUGAGGUUCCUUGUAUCAUGGAGAUAUUGACUUUUAAUCCUUCAUAAUUUUCUCUUAAAUCUUGAGGUCACAUGGAAUGACUAAUCAUUCAGUUUGCUCUUUUGUAAUUUUUACCUGUGUGCUCAAUAUCCAGUGCGGGAAUGGAUCUACAGAUGAUGAACUCAGUCCAAAAUGUGUUUCUUCUCUUUUGGGCGUCAGUUUGCUCGGAGUUGCUGCUGGUUUAUGGCACACACUGUGUAUUUCAGUUGAUGGUGGUGUCUAUGCAUUUGGCGGAAAUCAGUUUGGACAGCUAGGAACCGGUCUAGAUCAAGCAGAGACACUUCCCAAACUAUUGGAUGCCCCAUCAUUAGAGAGUAUGAAUGCGAAAAUUGUUUCCUGUGGUGCUCGCCACAGUGCCAUAGUUACAGAGGAUAGCAGAGUUUUUUGCUGGGGAUGGAACAAAUAUGGCCAGCUUGGCCUUGGUGAUUCUAUUGACCGGAACAUACCCUCUGAGGUCCCAAUCGAGAACCUCCGCAUCAUGAAUGUUUCUUGUGGGUGGUGGCAUACUCUUGCACUUGCAAAAUCUCCUAUUUGAAAUCAGAUUCCAGUUUGCGUGCGCAAAUGAAGCAGCAGUUUUGUUAGGUUAUUAGGUAGAUUUUAAAAGAUGCAUUUUGUGCAAAGUUGGCCCUGCCCUGCCUGUAUGUUUAUAAUAUUUGCAUCCAUUCUUUUUUUCUUGUAUACCUAGUAAUGCUGUAUCAUUUAGCUCUCUUCUAUUACAUUCUCCCUGCUUCUAGUUAGCCAUGUACACAGUGCUGAUUAUAGAUAGGUUCUCAAGAUUGCUCUAACCAGAAAUUUUCAAAUUUAUUAGUGAAAUUAUUGAUCAAGCUUCAUGUUAUUAUCAAA
This is a messenger RNA of Dendrobium catenatum, 972 nucleotides long. RefSeq names its product RCC1 domain-containing protein 1. Gene Ontology annotation, molecular function: ubiquitin protein ligase activity. The transcript has 5 exons. The record is from RefSeq and is a predicted model, not a curated record. Lineage: Eukaryota; Viridiplantae; Streptophyta; Magnoliopsida; Asparagales; Orchidaceae. Gene Ontology annotation, biological process: ubiquitin-dependent protein catabolic process; protein ubiquitination. The coding region runs from base 167 to 664 and encodes 165 amino acids.